Papilio xuthus (Asian swallowtail) is the source of this 2236-nucleotide messenger RNA. RefSeq names its product protein glass. Gene Ontology annotation, biological process: regulation of transcription by RNA polymerase II. Bases 308 to 1786 code for a protein of 492 amino acids. Gene Ontology annotation, molecular function: RNA polymerase II cis-regulatory region sequence-specific DNA binding; DNA-binding transcription factor activity, RNA polymerase II-specific. NCBI's taxonomy places the organism in Eukaryota, Metazoa, Arthropoda, Insecta, Lepidoptera, Papilionidae. The transcript has 10 exons. The record is from RefSeq and is a predicted model, not a curated record.
AUAAACAUGUUAAUUAAUCACUCGAUCAGUAUUUUAGCAUAAUUUUAUUAGGGUUUAAUUUGUGUUGGUGUUGCCAUGGCGCGUUCUUUAAAUGAUACGUUUAAUUUAAUUAGUGCGAACAAGUGCUGUGUGAAACUGUGAUUUUGUGAUGUGUUUUGAAUUAAACAUUUUAAAUUGUAUUUGGAUACAAUUGGAAUUUUGCUUUUAAAAAGCCAUGCCAACGCGAGACUACAAGCGUCGGAAACAAAUCUAGGCGGUGGUGUACCGCCCCUGCGCCGUGAGAUGCGCGAGGCUGUGAGGCGGAGCCAUGGACUGCUAUAUGCCCAACAACCCGCAGUACGGGCUGGCGGAGUACUGCCCCGGCUGCCACGGACUCUGCUGCGACCCUCUGCAGCCCUGCACCUGUGUCGAUCAAGUCAGAGAGUUCGCGGAAGACGAGUGCUGCCAGCAAGAAACCGAAAACUGCUGCCCGGAAAAUGGAGAGGAGCUGGGGGCGCUGGGAGAGUCGCUCCCUUGCGAUGUGAGCCUGGCGCCAGCGGGCGACGCCUGGCCCGACGAUAUGGCCUCGUUCUCCCUGCCGCCGCUAGACCUCGAUCCCCUACCCUCUCUCUUCCCGUUUUCACCUUGCUCCGGGUACAACAGGAACAGCGGCGGGGAGUGCAAGGAGCGCGGCGGGGGAGAGGCGGCUGACGUCCUCCUCUCCCUCAAGCACGCCGUGGUGCACGGAGACUGUGCCACAGAGAGCGUACACCCACAGAUGAUGAUGAACGGCAGUGGGGGGUAUCCGUACUACGAGCACUACAGCGGCGCCCCCCUCUUUCCCACCAUGAGCGUCAACGUGUCUAUGAACAUGACCAUGCACGGCUGUCCACCUGAUCAGCUAUGCUCACAGGUACAGUGGAAUCAGAACGCGUCAACGCCAUCUGUCAACGUGGUAUACCCUCAAGCUCAAAACGUCAUCAGUCCAACAUCAUAUCCAUCAGCCACGUAUUCUUUCACAGCUGACUUCAGACCUCCCAACCAAUCAGAUCCUCUGAUCACCGCUUCUUCCACAUUCAAACCCCUACAACUCCAAAACUCACAGAAGACCAACCCCAAUUAUUCUUUAUUCCAACAAAAACCCAAUUAUACGAGUCAGAAGAUGAUAGCACCGGUGCUUAAGAGAUCGCCUCCCAAGAUGUACGUGCAGGAAGGUCAGAAAGACCAGAAUAUUAACAAUGGAUAUACGGUGCUGAAUCAUCAAGGUCAGGUCCACUCUCAGGACUACGGAUACUCGGCUUGUGUUAAUUCUUCAGGCAAAGUUCAGGUUGGUGCUCUAAGCGGUUGUUCAGAAGACGACGAACAGAAGCCGAACUUAUGCCGUAUCUGUGGCAAAACGUACGCGCGGCCGAGUACUCUCAAGACGCAUUUACGGACACAUUCCGGGGAAAGACCGUAUCGCUGCCCCGACUGCAACAAGAGUUUCUCACAAGCCGCCAACUUGACAGCGCAUGUCCGGACUCAUACUGGCCAGAAGCCGUUCAGAUGUCCCAUUUGCGACCGACGGUUCAGUCAAAGCUCGAGUGUGACUACUCAUAUGCGGACACAUUCCGGUGAAAGGCCGUAUCAGUGUCGAUCGUGUAAGAAGGCGUUUUCGGACAGUUCCACGUUGACAAAACAUUUGAGGAUACAUUCAGGAGAAAAGCCGUAUCAAUGCAAACUGUGCUUACUCAGGUUUUCUCAAUCUGGCAACCUCAACCGUCACAUGCGCGUCCACGGCAACAUGUCAGGUGGAGUACUUGGCUGACAUCUACAGAAGUGCGGUCUGCCGGCCGUAUACUCUUAUAUAUAGUGCAAUAUUUCUUGCCCAAUACUACCAUUUCAUAAUUAAUCAAUAGGUAGUUAAAAGUGUAUUUAAGGCUCGUAGCGCACAGCCGAAGCGAAGCUAACUUUGAUAUGAAACUGGCAUAUGUUUUCGUUUACGAUGAAAGGUGCAGGACACUAGCAGAUACAAAACCAAAUAGAAUAUAAAGCGAAAAUGAUAAUUGUGCUCAAUUUGUUUGCUUUCGCGGCUUUGCGCUACAAACCAUAUUGUCGAAGUUAAUCUGGCAAACGGCAAUUAUUUUCAUACUUCAAGUAAAUAUCAUGCGCUUUCCCCUUUUUUAUUUCUAGCAACACGCACAUAAACAUAGAGCAAUAGUAUUUUUAUAUUUUCUUUUUAAACCAUUGUAUUCAUAUCAUCUUGUCCUGUCUUAGU